AUGUCAUCGUUUCCAUGUUGGUUAACUACAAUUCUUCUUAUUAUAAGCAUCAUAUAUCUGGUUGUUUAUAAAUAUCUCACAAGAAACUUCGGUUAUUGGAAAAACAAAAAUGUUAAAUUCGUAAAACCAAUUCCUUUCUUUGGUAACUUUUAUAAUGUACUAACAUUUAAAACAACCACCCAAGAGCAUAUAAAGAACAUUUGGGAUCAAAUUGAUGCACCGUAUUUUGGAUUAUUCAUCUUGGAUGAACCAGUGUUGGUUUUAAAAUCUCCUAAAUUAAUUAAAGAUGUUUUACUUAAGGAUGCUUCAAUUUUUUGUAAUAGAAGAGUUGCCACUCCUUCUCAUCGAAACAUGAAACAUGGAUUAUUUUUCUUAAAAGACCAGAAUUGGAGAAAAAUGAGAACAACAUUCACACCACUGUUUACUAGCGGUAUGAUUAAACAAUUGCAGCCGCAUCUAACAGAAAUUAAUAAGGUAAUGAUUAAAUAUUUGAAUGAAAAUUGUGGAGUUAUAGAAGUUUCAAAAGUUGGUGGUAAUUUUGCCACGGAAUUUUUAGCUAGAUGUUUCUACGAAGCAAAUCCACACUGUUUUGAUAAUGAAGGGUCAGGUUUUAGUAAAUAUAUAAAUAAAAUGUUUGACUUUAACUUAAGGAAUGGGAUAAUUCAGAAUUUAUAUUUUAUAAAGCCAUCCUGGGUAGCUGCUUUAAAGUUAAAUUUAAUUGGAGAUAGCGCUAUAAGUUUCUUUGAAGGUGUUUUUAAAGAUUCAAUGGCGACGAGGCAAUACUACGAUGGUAAGCCACAGAACUUGGUUGAUGUAGCAAAUAGAGCGGUAUUGGAAGCGAAAAAUAGUAAAGAAGAUACAUUGGAAUUUGAAAUGAUCAUGUCCAAUGCCUUACUGUUCUUAAUAGCUGGACGGGACACAACAAGUACAAUUAUAAAUUUUACCUUGUACGAGCUUGCUAUGAACCAGGAAGUACAAAACACACUAAGGAACCAAAUACAAAUUAAUUUUAAAAAGUAUGGAGAAUUUUCCUAUGAGGCGGUUCAGGAAAACAAAUAUUUAGAAAUGUGUAUUCAAGAAACAAUGAGAAAGUACCCUGCUCUACCUUUCAUGGAUCGAACUCCCAUCAACGAUUAUACAUUUGAAGGUACAGAUCUGACGAUACCACGAAAUAUGUCAGUUCUAAUUCCCCUUUUUGCGCUGCAUAGAGAUGAAAAAGUAUAUUCUAACGCUGAAACAUAUGAUCCCGAAAGAUUUUUAGAUAAGCAAAUUAAUUCAGAUGGACUCAGUUUUAUACCAUUUGGUGAUGGUCCAAAAAAUUGUAUAGCUAAACGGCUGGGAAUGGUAGUACUUUCAAUGGCGCUAUCAAACAUCAUUUUAAACUUCAAAUUUGAAAGAUGCAGCAACACUCCCGAGAAAAUUGAGUUUGAACCAAAAAGUUUUGUAUUGGCAUCAAAAGUGGGACUUCCACUAAAAAUAAUUAAAAUAUAA
Molecule: messenger RNA, 1491 nt
Organism: Diabrotica balteata
Lineage: Eukaryota; Metazoa; Arthropoda; Insecta; Coleoptera; Chrysomelidae
Source: the annotation of a GenBank genome assembly